This is a messenger RNA of Funneliformis caledonium, 1089 nucleotides long. Lineage: Eukaryota; Fungi; Glomeromycota; Glomeromycetes; Glomerales; Glomeraceae. The record is from the annotation of a GenBank genome assembly.
AUGAAGGGUUUAAAAGUUCGAUUUUUAGUUGUACUGGUAAUAACCUUGUGCAUUUUAAAUGUCAUCGAUGCCGGAACCAUUCCUACGCCUAGAAAUCUUUUAAAAGCACGUGAUUUACAAGUCUCUACAGAUGGAAAAUGUGGUGCAACAGCUGGAAAGCGAUGUCCGGAUGGAUUGUGUUGUUCUCAAUAUAAUUUCUGUGGUUCUUCUUCCGCAUACUGUUCAACUGGAUGUCAAUCGUCAUUUGGAACUUAUGGAAGAUGUGGUGCAACAGCUGGAACUCGAUGUCCGGAUGGAUCGUGUUGUUCUCAAUAUAAUUUCUGUGGUUCUACUUCCGAUUACUGUUCAACUGGAUGUCAAUCGUCAUUUGGAACUUGUGGAACCCCAACCCCAGGAUCUGGUGAAGUUGAACAGUUUGAUAAAUGUACCAAAUCAAACACCAUCGCACUAACAUUUGAUGACGGUCCACGAAACGUCACCGCAAAAUUGCUUGAUGACCUUAAAGCAAAUAAUGCAAAAGCCACAUUUUUCAUGAACGGACAUGCAUUCCCAGAACAUUGCAUUUAUGAUUACGCCGCUAUUUUACAACGAGCAUACAAAGAAGGACAUCAAAUAGCUUCACACACAUGGUCACACCCUCAUUUAACACAAGUAUCAGAAGCCGAAAUCAAUUAUCAACUUGAACAAAAUGAAAUAGCAUUCAAAAAGAUUAUUGGCGCAAUCCCGAUAUACGCCCGUCCACCAUUUGGAGAACACAACGCAUUAGUACGUAAAGUGUUGAAACAACGAGGAUACAAGAUGAUUAUGUGGGAUAUUGACACUUUAGAUUGGCAAGGGGAUUUACAACAGUCUAUUAGAAUCUUUGAUAGUGAAAUGAACAGGUCACCUCAACCUAAUCUUCAUAUCGUGUUAAAUCAUGAUAGAGUUGAUACCACUUCCACUACCCUCGGACUUUAUGAAAUUAAGGAUGGUUUAAAGAGGGGGUAUAAAGUGACAACAGUUGGCGAUUGUGUAGGACAAUCUAAUCAAAAUGAUUGGUAUAGAGAUAUUGGUGAAUUUCAAACACCCGAUAGUACAUGGAAAUAUUAA